AUGGAAUCGUAAUAAUGAUAAUUUAUAUUAAAGAUUUUCAAAAAUAAAAAAUAUUAAAUACGAACUACCUAUGAUGCAAAUUCUUGUUCAUACCUAAUUCAAUUAUUAAACUAUUUAAUAUUUAAAUGUUAGGAAAAAUUAUAGCAGAAUUUUGAAGAAUCAAUUACAAUUAUCAAUAGGAUAAAGUUGCAUCUAAAAUAGUAAAAUAUAAAAUAAUUAUUAAAGUUUAUAAUUAGAAAUGUGAUAUUUACAGUUUAGGAGUCAUUUUAGCUAUAAAAUGGAAAAACUGA
This is a messenger RNA of Paramecium sonneborni, 290 nucleotides long. The record is from the annotation of a GenBank genome assembly. Lineage: Eukaryota; Ciliophora; Oligohymenophorea; Peniculida; Parameciidae.